AUGGCAUCCAACCAAACACGCGCCAUCACGCGGAACCGUGAGCGCCUGGUCUGCACCGAAUGUCGACGACGCAAACUGAAAUGCGACCGAUCAACGCCCUGCAGCAGCUGCGUUCGACGAGGAGUCUCGUCAUCGUGCGAGUACCAUCGCUCUGGCCGUAUUUUGGAAGAUGGACGUCAGCGUCGUGUGCUCGCUGAGGAACGCCUGGAGCAUCUUGAGAAGCUUGUGCAUCAGCUGGCUACCCAGCGGUCUGAGGCUACUCCCGCUUCGUCUGGUCAGGGACUAUCUACAGGUCUAUCGGGAGGACCAACAGAUUCGGCAGUCGACGACCUGUUCUACAACGGCUCAACCCACUGGUCGGCAAUGCUGCAAGAUAUCCAAGCCCUGCGGUCAGCAAUGACUUGCGAGGUUGCCGAAGACACCGAGGUGGAACCUCCGGAACAGAUCUCGGAUACCGGAAUCAGUCUUCUCUUCGGGGCCGCCCCCUCCGGUCUCCUCACCUUCUCCGAAGUCCUCGCCCAUUAUCUCCCGUCUAGACAAGAAACCGACCGAAUGAUAGCCUCCUACUUCAGGCACAAGUCCACCGCUGCGCCAUUCAUCCAUGCCGCCCAGUUCCGGCGCCACUACCAAUCCUUCUGGGUCUCCCCGACCAGCGCGCCUCCACUCUGGGCUUCUCUUCUCUUCUCCAUAUGCCACAUUUCCUCCAAAAGCCACGGCGGCUCCUCUCCAAAUAACCCAGACUCAUCGCCGAGCACUCACUUCUCUCUCGCCUCCGCGCACUGCCUCGCUCUUGGCUUCUACUUCCGCCCGCAGCCAUUGGCCGUGGAAGCCCUCCUUCUCUUCGCCCAGGCUCAAUGUCUCACGUGUCUCGAACUCCCUUCAGAUCUCGGGACGCUCUUCGGCUCACUGAUUCGGGUUGCAACACAAAUGGGCUAUCACAGGGAUCCGGACGUCCACGGACCCGGCAAGUUCACGCCGUUCGAGGCGGAGAUGCGCAGAAGAACAUGGUCCGUAGCCAUGCAGCUUGACUUGCUCAUAUCUUUUCAUUUGGGCCUCCCUAGUAGCGUGCAGUAUCCGACAUGGGAUACCAAGACGCCGCGGGCCAUCAUUGACGCCGAUUUGCGGGAGGAUAUGACCGAAUUGCCUCCGGAGAGGGAAUAUUCAACCGAGACACUAUUUUACAUAGUGAAGCAUCGGUGCAUGCGAGUGUUUGAGAAGAUAAUGAGACACGUAUUAGCGAUGGAGCCUCAAACCUUUGUCAAUAACGAAAAAGGGCAGCCUGAAGAUGAGGAGCUUAACGUGCUGGAACAGGAGAUGCGCGAGGUGUACGCCGCUGUACCAGAGUAUUUGCGACCGAGACAAAUGGCGGACUCGGUGGUCGAUGCGCCUUCGACCAUUGUCACGCGGUUGUGCGUGUCGAAUCUAUACAACAAGUGCUUCUGCGUUCUACACAGACCGUAUGUGGUGCUGGGGAGGGCGGACAGUGUGUCGGCGUGCUGGUCGUCCUCGAAGGCUAUCGUGCAUCAUAUGAUUGAUGUGUACAAAGAAUUCGCCCCCGGAGGGCUAUUGGAGACGGAGAUGUGGUUUAUGUGCAGUCUUACCUGGCACGACUUCUUAUUCGGCGCCACGGCACUGUGCCUGGCGCUCUGUAAGAUGAAGGACGGCGGGGAGGCUCCGGACGCCGAUGUCGAGUUGCUUCAGAAAGCGAGAGCCAUCUUCGCGGAGCAGGCGUCAAGGAGGGCAAAAGAUACCAUGAGGGUUGUCGCCGUUAUCGACGCGACAGUUCGUUAUGUCUGGAACCGAGAGGUUACUGCAACCCAGAGCUCUGCCAUUUCGGCUCCUGAUGUAGAGAUGGCCUCGGAGGAUGUCGAAACCAUUCUACAAUCCGUCCAAUUGGAUGAAACCUGGGCAUUUGGUGGUUUUUCUGUCACGGCUGGGCCUUUGGAGGACCCGACUUGGCGAUAUAUGGAGCAAUUGCUAGAUCUUGAGCCACAAUGA
Ilyonectria robusta is the source of this 1998-nucleotide messenger RNA. RefSeq lists its product as uncharacterized. The record is from RefSeq and is a predicted model, not a curated record. Gene Ontology annotation, biological process: regulation of DNA-templated transcription; DNA-templated transcription. Lineage: Eukaryota; Fungi; Ascomycota; Sordariomycetes; Hypocreales; Nectriaceae. Gene Ontology annotation, cellular component: nucleus. Gene Ontology annotation, molecular function: DNA-binding transcription factor activity, RNA polymerase II-specific; DNA binding; zinc ion binding. The transcript has a single exon. The coding region runs from base 1 to 1998 and encodes 665 amino acids.